This is a messenger RNA of Malurus melanocephalus (red-backed fairy wren), 5610 nucleotides long. RefSeq names its product NACC family member 2 (gene NACC2). NCBI's taxonomy places the organism in Eukaryota, Metazoa, Chordata, Aves, Passeriformes, Maluridae. Gene Ontology annotation, molecular function: DNA-binding transcription factor activity, RNA polymerase II-specific; protein binding; RNA polymerase II cis-regulatory region sequence-specific DNA binding. Gene Ontology annotation, biological process: regulation of transcription by RNA polymerase II. The record is from RefSeq and is a predicted model, not a curated record. The transcript has 5 exons.
CUGGGAAUUCUCCCUCUUGGUGUCACCUCCCCAGGUGACAUCUGGGCAYGCAGGAGCUGGUGGGAGCUUGGAAAUUGUGUCUGGUGGUGCCACCCACCAGUAUGGAUGGGUGUGCCAGUUUGGGGAAGGGAGGGAGAGAAUUCCUGGCAGUUUUGGAAGGAAAACCCAACUUCCCAAAGCUUGAAAACCUGUUUGAGGAAGACUGGGAUGAGGUGUAGCCAGGAGCUUAAAAGAUGUGCCCUACUUUGGAUAUUCCUGCAUUGAAUGUCUGAGGAGCUCCGGCCGACCCUGAGCCAUGUCGCAGAUGUUGCACAUAGAGAUCCCCAACUUCGGGAACACCGUUCUGGGCUGCCUGAACGAGCAGCGGCUGCUGGGGCUGUACUGCGAUGUCUCCAUCGUGGUGAAGGGCCAAGCCUUCAAGGCUCACCGGGCGGUGCUGGCCGCCAGCAGCCUCUACUUCCGAGACUUGUUCAGCGGSAACAGCAAGAACGCCUUUGAGCUGCCGGGGACCGUCCCUCCCGCCUGCUUCCAGCAGAUCCUGUCCUUCUGCUACACCGGCAAGCUGACCAUGGCGGCCAGCGAGCAGCUGGUGGUGAUGUACACGGCGGGYUUCCUGCAGAUCCAGCACAUCGUGGAGAAAGGCACGGACUUGAUGUUCAAGGUCAGCUCSCCGCACUGUGACUCUCAGACCACCAUGAUCGAAGACCCCAGCUCGGAGCCGCAGAGCCCCUGCAACCAGCUGCAGUCGGCCUCGGCGCCCUACGUCAUGUCCCCCUCCAUGCCCAUCCCGCUGCUCACACGUGUCAAGCACGAGAACCUGGAGCUGCAGGCGCUGCCCGGCCUGCCCGGCAAGCGGCCCCUGGAGCCCGGUGCCCGGGAKGGUCCCGGCGGUGCCGGCGCCGCCAGCGCGGGGCCCCUGAAGCUGUCGCGGGUCUCCUACUACGGCGUGCCCAGCCUGGCCACGCUGCUGCCCAACGUGCAGCAGGUGCAGUACUCGCAGGGAGAGCGCACCAGCCCCGGCGCCAGCAGCAUCCCCACCACCGACAGCCCCACCUCCUACCACAACGAGGAGGAYGAGGAGGACGAYGAGGCUUACGACACCAUGGUGGAGGAGCAGUAUGGCCAGAUGUACAUCAAGUCGUCGGGAGGCUACUCUGUUGCCCAGGAGAAGCCGGAGCAGAUCCCGCUGGAGAACCGCUCGUGUGUCCUCAUCCGACGGGACCUGGUGGCUCUCCCUGCCAGCCUCAUCAGCCAGAUCGGGUAUCGCUGCCACCCCAAGCUCUACUCGGAGGGAGAUCCUGGAGAAAAACUUGAGCUCGUUGCAGGCUCAGGCGUUUACAUCACCCGGGGCCAGCUGAUGAAUUGCCAUUUAUGUGCCGGUGUCAAACACAAGGUCCUCCUGAGGCGCCUCCUGGCCACUUUCUUCGAUCGGUGCGCUCACCUCUGUGCCACCUCUGUGCCACCCUGGGAAGCCUGAGCCCUGUGUCUCCCUGUCUUUGCAGUGUAUUGUCAGAAUUUUGCCCCGAGCUUUAAGGAGAGCGAGAUGAACGUGAUCGCSGCCGACAUGUGCACCAACGCGCGGCGCGUCCGCAAGCGCUGGCUGCCCAAGAUCAAAUCCAUGCUGCCCGAGGGGAUGGAGAUGUACCGCACCGUCAUGGGCUCCUCCACAAACACUGUCCCCCUGGAGCCCGAAUUCCAGCCCAGCAGCGCUCAGGUGUUCGAGCAGCGCAUCUAUGCAGAGAGGAGGAGCGACUCGGGGACGAUCGUAGCCUUGAGAACUAACACAGUGAAUGUAGAGCUGAGCAAUGGAUCCAACCAGUCCUUCGAGCAGAGCGAGGAUGCCGAAGGCGCCGGCUCCGUGAUCCAGGAGGCAGCUGCCACAGAUGCCCUGGCAUCGGAAACCCAAAGCACUCCRCAACCUUUCGAGCAAGGUUCGGGCUCCUCCAGCCGGCCCGAAACCCCCGUGAGAAGACAGGAUGGUACUUAUGGAGGGACUUUAUAAAGAGAGCAAACAUUUCAUGACCUAUAAGGGAUCUGUAAUACUAAAGCUGCUUGCAUGCAUUACUAAUACAAAACAAAAAAAAAAUGUGAUCAAGCCACUUACCUACUGAACUGCUACUGUUGCCUGAAAAAAAUGUGAUUUUUAUUCUGCUUGUAUUUAAAAUUUAUGAAGGAAGUAAUCGCAUUCGUUAUACUGUAAACGACUAGGUCUGUGGCGACCUACUUAAAAAAAUAUUGGGCUCCUUUUUUGAUAUUCCUGAGGUUAGUCUAUAAGAUUGUAGCUUUUUCUUUUUUUUUUUUUUGUUUUCCCUUUCCUUUUCUCUUUUGUUUAAUUUUUUUUUUUUUUGUUUUGUUUUAAGAAGGGGAGGAGAAAAGCUAGCCACCCCCCCCACACCCACCACCACCCCGUCAUCACCCCAUCCAUCACUCAGCUCAGAAGUAAAGCCAUCGUUAACCUUGUCCUCUAAGGAGAGUUUUGUCACUGAACAGGAAAGCGAGGCGUGUUCGGGUGCAGGUGCUGUGACUGGCCGUGUUUGUCUCGGGAAAGGCUCGAGCCAAGUGGGGUGGGCUGGGGGAAAUCGUGGCAGUGACGGUGACCAGACAACCCCCGGAGYGGGGGGAGCCGUGGCCGUGGGUGCGCGGUGCUGGCGGGGACUCGGUGCUGCUGUCCCGGGGAGAUCCCUGCGGCUCUCCCGGGAGCGGGGACGGUUCAGGCGUGUCGGGAGGACUGCAGGCAAGGAGAGCCCGGCCGCUGCUGUGGCUGUGGGCUGCUGUUUUGCCCAGGCUGGCUUGGUUUGGGUUUGGUUUCUCUCUCCCUUCCCUCCCUUCCUCCCUGCAGUGACUCCUUUUCCUUUGCUUCUCCGUGUUUGCACCUUCGCGUGGCCGCUCCUGGACGGCUGUGUUUGUGUCACCCUCUGCACCUCCUGGGAGGGGAACAGCCUCCCCUCGGUGCCUGUGAAGGGAUUUAGGGAGGAAUCUGGGCAUGGAGAGCGCGUUGUUCUUGCCUCGAAGGGCAYGGAGUCGGGAGCUCUUGGUGUUGGCUCCCGGCAGCAUCCGCACCGCAGGCAGAGCUUGGUGCGUGCAGAGCUCACCCUCUGCUCCUCCCUCCUCCCCAGGCCAAGCAGGCUCUCUCUUUUUUAAUAAUUUGGAGUGUAUCGGAUGCAAAAAUUAAAAGAAAAAGUGAGCUUUGUGCCCUUGUGUGAAGAGGUUUGGGGAGGAGGCAGCGCUUUGCCUCCUGCUCACCCUCCCGCAGCCCCUUCUGGGGAAAACCCAAUGUGGAGUUAUUUGUCUUUAUUUUUGUCGUUGCAGGCUGAUGUCCCCAGGCUGUGGUGGCUUUGGUGGCCUUGGGAUGGGGCUUGUGGGUGUCCCUGGAGCCUGAUGGGCAGCAGGUACCAGCUCUGUCCCUCGCCCUACAGACCCCAAAGUGACGGGAACCUGCCCCACAGACCCGGCUCCAGUGGGACAUUCCCCGGAAUGCCGGGGCCAGGCUGGGAUCCCACAGGGAUGGCACUGCUGGCUGCCCCCCGGGCAUGGGGACAGUGACGUGAAAGCCAAGUUGGGCUUUUUCCUUUUUUUCUUUCCUUUUUUUAAUUAUGAUUAUUUUUACUGUGACUUAACGACCUGCUUUAAUGACGUUUGCAGCUUGUUCUUUAACGCUUUGGGGACUCGGAACAAGGUGCUCAGAGUCCCUUUUUGGCUGCUGUGGCUGUGCUCCUCUUUUCUUUCCUGCUUUUCUAAUCCAGACAGCGCUUUGCUCAGGGUUUUCUUCCUUCUUUGUAUUUCCAUGGGGAAAGGGGGAGCGGGGAGAGGAUAACCCAACUUUCGGCCAUUUGUUUCGUUUUUCUUUGAUACUUGAAGCAGUUUUUUGCAUCGUUAAAUUACGAGGCUGCCCAGCCUGUGCCACUGCUCCUGACACAACGAAUCGGUGACAGGGGCGUCCCGCCCCACGCUUUUGGGGUCUGGGUUUUGGCACAGCUUUUUGGGGGGUCUGUGAUGCCCCGGACCAGGCGUUAGGGCUGGUGCAGGUGCGGAGGUGUGGGAUGCUUCGGAGGAGUGGGAAUGAGCACGGCUCUAUUUGCACUUUACCCACGUCCCUAAACAAAGCYGGGGACCACGGGCUGAGCUCGGGACGGGGCUUUGUCCCCUGCCACCCCUGGGGACAUGGAGCAAUGCGGUUCCUUGGCCCUGGGGUGUCCCCGUGCCCCAGGGAGCAGCAGCUCGGUGGGGCUCAGGUUUGGCUGAGGACCCUCCCCGAUCCCCAAAUCUUUGGGUUUGCCAAAAAUUUGAGGGAAGCUGGGAGCGGCUCCGGGUGUCGGAGAUCAAAAGUCGUCCCUUGUGUGUGUGUCUGUGUGCAUAUAUAUAUAUAGAUAUAGAGAGAAGAGAUAUUGCAAAGGGUUCCUCCUCCUCCUCCUCCUCCUUUUGGGCACUUGCUGGGGGUGGGGAGCAGGCUGAGCCCCCCGGCUGGGGGCUGCACUUGGCUGUAGGGGUGAAUUCUGGACCAAACCUGUUCCCAGACAGCCGGGGGGGCCACCGGGGGGGCAGCAGCAAAGUACUUGAAUGGCUUAGGACAGAGAGUCUGGAGAGAGUCAAGUUGCACAGUGAAAAUAUAUAUUUUUAUACCUAGCACAACUUCCUGUAUAUUUUGGGGUUUUUUUUCUUUCUUUUUUUUUUCUUUCCUUUUUUUUUUCUUCCCUGAUUUGGGUUUUGUUUUAUUAAUUAUUAUUAUUAUUAUUAUUAGGAAGGCAAACUUCUAAAAUGUGAAGGGCGUUGGGUUUUUCCUUAUCUGGUAGAUGAGGGCAAGCAUUUUGCACUAAUGUUUCCUGUGUGUGGAGGAUUAAUGAUAUGUUUGAAAAUGUUAUAUGGUAAUGAUUGUAUUCUUCCGAGAAAAAAAAAGGACAAAAAAAGCAAAAAAAAAAAAAUAACCCCUUAAAACUGAAUGUAAGGUGAGAACAGAGCAGUCCAUCGAUUGUAUGCGGCUUUCCUGAGUGCCUUAGAAUUUUUUGAUCAUUUUUUUUCCAAGGAAAACAGAUUUAAGAAGAUCAGAUCAUAACCGACUCCUUCCUCCUCUUUGUUUACGACACUAUUUUAAAUUCUAGAAUUUGGGGCUGCUUUCUAAUGUGAAUAGGAAACUGCAUUCAUCUAGGUCUGACAGUGUAAGAUCAGAGCAUCAGUAUUUAUGGUAUGUCUGCACCUUUAUUCUUAUGCUUGACUAUUAGCAAUAUUACCUGUAUAUUCUAUAGCUGAAGUUAUACCAAGCACCUUUAACGAGCGCAGAGUGUAAAGGCACCCCAGUCCCUGCAGCUGCCAUAGCGUAGGAGCGGCUCCUCUCCUCCUCGUUAGCGCUAAUUAAACACGGCUUCUUGGAGGGGCUGCAUGACCCUCUGCCCCCCCGGGCUGGCGGUCACCCCGCUGUCCCACGGGCYGGUGACAUUCGUGACAUUUGGGGCUUUGAUCCUCCCAACUGUGAUUCCCCCUCUGGAAAUUCCCCCKGGGGGAUGCGCUGGGAACCGAGGCCACCACGCUGUGGGGUUCCCAAGGGUGCCACCCCACCCAGAGCCCCAAAAACUGGAAUUGGCCCCGGUGUUUGGGGAGCAGAGCCGCCAUAAUGGU